Molecule: messenger RNA, 2653 nt
Organism: Mercenaria mercenaria
Lineage: Eukaryota; Metazoa; Mollusca; Bivalvia; Venerida; Veneridae
Product: phosphatidylinositol-glycan biosynthesis class W protein-like
Exons: 8
Coding region: 81-1550 (489 amino acids)
Biological process (GO): protein localization to plasma membrane; GPI anchor biosynthetic process
Cellular component (GO): membrane; endoplasmic reticulum
Molecular function (GO): glucosaminyl-phosphatidylinositol O-acyltransferase activity
Source: RefSeq, a predicted model, not a curated record
UGUACAAUCUGCAUUCAAGAUGUCUGCGCCCAUGAGAUAAUAUGUUUUGUCAACGGAUAAAUCAAAUCUAGAGGUUGAAAAUGACUUACAAAGAAGAACACGAAGCCUUUGUCAGUGGUACGAAAGGCACUAAUGUGCUGCACAUAGCUGUUACAGGAAUUGCCUGUCUGUUACCUGUCUACAUCAGAGAUGUUUGUGUCGCGGCAGUCCCAGGUCUGGCCAAGUUCAAGGAAAACUUGUGGCUUGGACUGUUGCUAGAUUUCAUAGCAGUCAUAGUUCCACUGCAGUUCACCAUGUCAGUAUUCAGUGAAAAUUCCUUCCAAUGUCUCUUCAUCUUCUUCAUGAGUUUUGCUUUAAUAUUCAACAUCAAAAUGAGGCAGAAAGCAAUCAGAUCUGUUAGAGAAAAGGUAACUCUUACAGAUGUUAAGAUGGGCAACAGGAGACCAUUUAUCACAUAUUACAGAGCAUAUGCAAAUGUGAUAACUGCAUUUUCAAUCCUUGCUGUGGACUUCAAGAUAUUUCCAAGAUAUUUUGCAAAGGCAGAGACAUAUGGAACAGGGUUGAUGGAUGUUGGAGUAGGCGGCUUUCUUAUCACAAAUGCUGUGGUAUCACCUGAGGCUAGAGGAAUAAUAGCAACUGACAGAGUUGUGCCAUCAGUAUUAAAGUCCCUGAAGUCUUCCAUUCCACUGAUAGUGAUAGGUAUGGUACGAGUACUGGCAGUGAAAUCCACAGACUAUCAGGAACACGUCACAGAGUAUGGUGUACAUUGGAACUUCUUUUUCACACUAGCUGCUGUCAAGGUAGGAUGUACAUUGUUGUUUUGCACUGUGUCACCAAGGUUAUGGAACAUUGCAGCAGUGUUGAUAAUAGCCAUAUACCAGCACAAUUUGACAUAUGGUGAUUUGAAGAAUUAUAUUAUAAAUGGUGCUGAUGGGAAAGGAGGCCGUACAGAUCUUAUAGAUGCCAACAGAGAGGGACUGUACUCCUGUAUCGGAUUAUUCAGCAUUUAUAUCAUGGGUGUCCAACUUGGAAAACUUGUUAUGAGGAAACGAGAAAAUGUGAAGGACUGGAUGAAAUUGUGUUUUGCGCUAGCUCUAGUUAGCAUUGUGUGCUGGGUACUCAUGUACUUCACUGGCAAACAUGUGGAGCCUGUCUCCAGACGUUUUGCAAAUCUGGCUUACCUGCUCUGGAUGGUUGCAUUUAACAGUAUGUUAAUGUUUGCCUUUCUGGUGUUUGAUAUUGCUGUGACCUGUCUUAGUCACCUCUGCCGGAUAGCUAAAAAGAAAGAAUCUCCUGAUCAUAAACCAGAGACAGAUACAGCUACCCCAGGCGAUGAUUACAACACAUGUGACCUUAUAUCUGCAAUAAAUUACAAUGGACUUUUCUACUUCCUGUUGGCGAAUCUUCUGACUGGUUUAGUGAACAUGUCUGUGAAAACUAUAUACCAGUCUAACUUGGUUGCUAUGACAAUUUUAACUGGAUAUAUGUUCCUUUUGUCUUCUGUAUUAUAUUUCCUUUAUAGAAAGAAAAUUUCUUUGAAGAUUUGGUGAAUUUGUAAUAAAUGUAUUCUACAUUUUUAAAGUCCUUGUCAGUGCUACUUUCUUAAGCAGUAGUUUGAAUUGAUGGAAAGUUGAUUCAUUGCCAUUUGUUUGUAUUCAUCAAAUCUCAUUUAUUUGGCUUUACUUCAUCUGGACAAAUAAAUAAUGAACAGCAGAAUCGUCAUUUUAUCCUGCCACUGACAGAUAUCGGCAUGCCGUAUAACCUUCAGCUUUACAUGGUCACUAUAGGUUCAUCUAGUUAAUAAUUUACCGACAGACUACUUUUUCAAGUACAUAUACAGUAGGCAUUGUAACAUGGUUCAGGAGUUCAGAAGUGACAAGCAUUCUAACAUUUUAGCAUGCAGUCACUAUGACAGCAGCCAUGGUAAAAAUCAGUCAAUUGUGAAUGGAUUAUUUUUGUUAUCAAAAGGCAUAUUUUUAUGAAAUAGGGUACAAAAUAUGUUUCCCUUGACAGGCCUUUAGGUUGCGGGACAAACAGAACAUUAGGUUUGUGUUUUUAUGUACGUGAAUUUGUUUAUUUGACUCGGCUAUGCCUCUCCGAACUUUCUUUGGCUGACCUGAUAAGUUUAAGUACAUAAAGACAGUAACCUAAUAUUCUCCAUACCCCUUUUCUAUUCAUGCUUCAGUUAGAGUCACAUUUUUAAGCUCCUUGUUUAAGUUUGAAAAUUUCUAUAUGUCACAUUUGUUAUAUGAACAGUCCUACUAUGCUAAACAAAAUCAUACAAUACUAGUUACUCAAGCAGUACAAAAGCUUGAAUGUCUGUUUGUCACCAUUUCCUUUAAUACCAUAAAUCAGUUAUAUUUAAUUUUAAUUUCUUAAGGAAAGGGAAUUGUUUUAACCCAUAAAAGAUUAUUGACAAAUGAAUUGAUAAUUCAGCUAGUCUUAAAUCCCAGUUGCCUCUAAUUCCUGGUAAAUUGCCAUUCAGAAUGUUUGCCAAUUUUUUCAAAGUAGUUGUACAACAGUAUGGUGGGAAAUGUUUAUUAUGUUACCUUUAAAGGAGUAUUUGCUUACCUAUAUGCAAUUUUGAAAUAUAGUAUAUUUCACUUGCUUUACACUGGAAAUUAAAGAACCGUUUGUUCAGUUCAAAAGCUCA